Messenger RNA from Clonostachys rhizophaga, 1383 nucleotides. NCBI's taxonomy places the organism in Eukaryota, Fungi, Ascomycota, Sordariomycetes, Hypocreales, Bionectriaceae. The record is from the annotation of a GenBank genome assembly.
AUGGCCUCCGCAAACUCGCUGCGGUCGCUCAUGCGGCCGUCAAUCCCGGUCGCACCCCGAUUGUACCCCAUUAUCAGCUCCUCAUUUUCGACUACGACGACACUCUCUGCGGUAACUGGCCGCGCCCCAAAGUCCUCCGUUGUAACGAGUACGAAGAUGAAGAAGAAUUUCAAGAAGGGCGGCGGCUCGACUUCCGCGCCCAUGAAGAAGCCCAACCCUGGCGAGCGCAAGGCGUUCCGGAAGCGCAUCCAGCUGAGCAACAAUAGCGCCCUCGCCGUGGAAGGGAUCGAGGUGCUAAAGGCCGACACCCUGGCCCAGAGCUCGAGCGCCGGCAAGAUGUUCUCUGUCCCGGAUGAGAUCAUCGACCAGCUGAGGACUCUCGAGGCGUUCAAGGCGACACAGGCGUGGAAUCUGUUCCGGAAGCCGCAUUUCUUGGCGAGGAAAGAGGCCGUGGAGCUGGGUAGCAGGCUGGAGAAUGCAGCCAAGAAGAAGGAAGCAGAGAAGAUUGUCCUGACGGGAAGCAAACUUUCGGGGAAGAGUUUGGCAGUCCUCCAGGCCAUUUCAUAUGCCCUCCUGAACAAAUGGGUGGUCAUUAACAUUCCUGAGGCUCAAGAUUUGACCAACGGAAAUACAGACUACGCCCAAAUUCCAAAUACCGAACCCGCAGUCUACUCACAGCCAGUCUACGUCUUGAGACUGCUUCAAACUAUAUACAAAGCCAACAAAGCGGUACUCGAAUCUCUGAAGGUUGAGAAGGAUUGGUCUCUCACUGGCCUCCAGAAGGGCAACUCCCUCGCAGAGCUCAUCUUGACCUGCAAAGAGUCUGAAUUUGCUUGGACGACGUUCAACGCCCUGUGGACCGAAUUGACGCUCCCAGGACGCCCUCCCGUUUUAUUCAGUCUCGACGGCCUUUCUCAUAUCAGCAAGCUGAGCCAAUACCGGGACCCUGCUUUCAACCUCAUUCACUCGCACGACCUCGCUCUUGUCCGAACCUUUGUCGAUGCCCUAUCAGGAAAGACCAAACUUCCAAACGGCGGUGCGGUGAUUGCUUCCACCUCCGGAAACAACAUGCAGUUCCACCCUUCACAGGAGCUGGUCCUCGCUCAGCUGGAAGCGGGUCAGUCGGGCAAGCCCAUCCCCACGCCCGAUCCCUAUGAGAAGAACUAUGACGAGCGGGUGUAUGAAUCGCUAAAGAAUACCUCCGUCCUUCGCAUUGAGGGUAUUAAUCACGACGACACGAAGACCUUGAUGGGCUACUGGGCCGCAAGCGGACUCCUGCGCAAUGUGGUUAACAACCACACAAUCCGGGAGAAGUGGGCGCUUGCCGGCAAUGGAAAUGUGGGAGAGAUGGAGAGGGUAGCCUUGUUGACGAUGAGGAUGUAA